Molecule: messenger RNA, 1964 nt
Organism: Styela clava
Lineage: Eukaryota; Metazoa; Chordata; Ascidiacea; Stolidobranchia; Styelidae
Source: RefSeq, a predicted model, not a curated record
UUCAUACUAUAUUUGAUUAUUCAAUUGUUUCAGUGCAGCAAAAUAUAUAUAGAGUGAUCCACAAUGUGCGUUUUAUAUAUAUAUAUAUCGUAAUUAACAAACAAUAUUCAACGGACAUCGGGCAUAAUCAUGGGUUUCAUCAAUAAUUGCAUCUUUGUCAAAGACAUUUACACAAACUUCUGAUAUGGAGGAAUCUGAUGGAAAGAUGAACCCGAAUAAAACCUGCGAGAAGUCCUUUACAGAAGAAUCUUUUUUGGAAAUACAUAAAGGUAGUCACAGAAAAAAACACUUUCAUGUCCACACUGAUGGAAAACCAUAUUCUUGUGAACAAUGCGGAAAAUGUUUCCGACAAAAAUGUAAUCUACAAGUCCACACAAAAACUCAUGGUGGAGAUAAACCGUAUGUUUGUAAUCAUUGUGGCAAGUGUUUCAGGCGAAAAGGGCAGUUACAGACGCAUGAAAGAAUCCAUACAGGAAAGAAACCUUUUGUCUGUAAAGAAUGUCAGAAGUCAUGGAAUUCGAAACAAGAAUUACAUUGUCAUAUUCGAUGCCACACUGGAGAGAAACCGUUCAAUUGUAAUGAUUGUGGAAAGUGUUUUUCGCAGCAGUCGAACUUAAAGGCUCAUAUUCGAACCCAUACUGGCGAAAAGCCCUACAUAUGUAAACAUUGUGGAAAAUGUUUCAAGCAAAAUUCUAACUUACGAAGACAUGUUCAAACCCAUACUGGAGAAAAAUCAUAUUCUUGUGACCAAUGUGGAAAAUUAUUUCAACUAAAAUGGAAUCUACAGGCUCAUGUGCAAAUGCAUUAUGGACAUAAACCAUAUGUUUGCAGACAUUGUGGUAAGCGCUUCAGUCACAAAAAUUACUCACAGAUUCAUGAAAGGAUCCAUACUGAAGAGAAACCUUAUGUUUGUGAUAAAUGCAAGAAGGCCUUCAAAUUUAAAACAGAUUUGAAAUGUCAUGUUCGAACCCAUACUGGAGAAAAACCAUACAAAUGUAAAUAUUGUGAAAGGUGUUUUUCCUGUCAUUCUAGCUUGAAAAACCAUAUUCGAAUCCAUACUGGAGAAAAGCCAUAUUCUUGUGAUCAAUGUGGAAAAUAUUUUCGAACGAGAAGUAAUCUACGGACACAUACACAAAUACAUGACAGAGAUGAACCAUAUGCUUGUAAAUAUUGUGGUAGGCGCUUCAGGCUCAAAAAUUACUUACAGAAGCAUGAAAAGAUCCAUACUGUCAAGAAACCUUUUAGUUGUGAGCAAUGUAAGAAAUCUUUCAAAACUCCAGAAGAAUUAAAACGCCAUAUUCAAAUUCAUACUAGACAAAAAUCAUACAUCUGUCAACAAUGUGGAAAGUGUUUUUCAAACAAUUAUAACUUGAAAAGGCAUAUACGAACUCAUUCUGUAUAGGAGCCGUAACCUGCCAUAUCCUAUGCUAAAACAAUGUAUUAGACUCCACACACCCACGUAUUUUUUUUUCAAUUUAUUUCAAUUUGAGGUUCGGGGUAAGCGGGCACAUCUUUUUUUUUUUUUUUAUCCUGCUCUCUUGUUUUGCCCUUUGCUUCUUUGGUUUGUUGUAACGGAAACUUGAAAAAGAAAGUCACCUACAUAUUGAGGUAAAUGCAAGGAUGGAUCUACUUAAUAUUCUAUGCAACUAAUAGUUCACUCAAUUCCGAGUUUCCAUUACUCAAAUAUAAAAGAAGUCGCCAGAAGGCUAUUACUCAAGUCCAACGAGAGCCAUGAUUUCACCCAAAACCUUGUUUCCAAACUUAGGAUGAUAUUUUGAAAUCGAUAAUUCUAAUCUAGAAUGCAUCAUGUUUUUUAUAUUUUCAUGCCAAGCACAAAAUUGGUGCGUAUCCAAUAGACAGGGUGUAUAUGAUGUUGCAUGGACCAGAUAACAGUCCAGAUAACAUCAAACUUUUUCCAAUACCAAAAAGUUCGCUGGAAAACUAUUUUAUGUAUUUAAAAAAAA